Messenger RNA from Rotaria sp. Silwood2, 426 nucleotides. Lineage: Eukaryota; Metazoa; Rotifera; Eurotatoria; Philodinida; Philodinidae. The record is from the annotation of a GenBank genome assembly.
AUGACAAAUAUUGAAGGUCGACGUAAACAUAUUCCUCGCAAGAUAUAUACACCAACACAACAACCAUCAGCUAUAAUUCCAAAAUAUUAUCUUUUGUUUUUGAAGGAAACUGAAACAUAUCAAAUUGUAGCUAAAAGCAGCAUCAAAUGUGUUGACGAUCAUGGUUUAGCAACAAUUACAAUUUGUAACAAACAACUCAAAGGAAAAAUUAUUCUUACUGGUUCUUUUGAUGAAUGCGAGAAGGAAAUGAGUCGAAGAACACGUCUAUCUCAACAAGAUAAUAAUAAUGAAAUCGAUUCUGAGAAAGGUGAUGAUGAUGUAGAGAAUGAUGCAAUGACAGUUGAUACACAACAUCGAGUUGCAACUCAAUCUCACUUUGCAUAUGAUUCAUCAGCUGUACUGAAUUUUGAAUCAUCACGUAAAUAA